AUGCCCGGCAAGUGGACCUCGUUGCUCCUCUUCUUCGCGGCCCUCUGGGGGGCCGCCGUCUUGAGACAUUCGCCGCUGCUGUACGGUGCCUCGUCCGGGCCAACCGGGUCCUGGGCGAACUCGCCCAUCAACAUUGUGCCGACCAUGGCCUACGCCGACAACGAGGGUGACCUCUUCGUCGCGGCCGCGGGCCACAUGGCGCUGCUGCACAACACCAUCAUCCGCGGCUUCAACUCGAUCCACCAGCAGGCGUCGCACGUGAAGCCGCAGGACGCCGCCGAUUUCCUCUCGUACACCAGGACGUGGCUCAAGUUCCUCCGUGCCCACCACGCGACCGAGGAGGCGACCUUGUUUCCCGUCAUCAAGGACGUCCUGGAGGACCAGAGCGUGCUGGGGGAGAUGCACCACGAGCACGAGCGCUUGCAUGGCGGCCUUUCCGAGCUGGACAAGUUGAUCGCCUCGACGGACCAAGGGGCGCCCUACGAUACCCGUCAGCUCCUCGACAUUCUCGAGUCGUUGCGCCCGACGCUCGAGUACCACAUGCACCACGAAGUCUCCUCGAUAGCCGAGCUGUCGAGGCACAGCAACGCGCCGGCGCGCAACUCGACCGAGGCCACCGCCGCCGGCGACCUCAUGGCCACCUGGGGCAAGAACUCCAUCAGCAAGGGCGGCCUCUUCGACAUGGUGCCCUUCUUCCUGCUCAACACGGACAGCACCGUCGACGACGGUCGGUGGGUCGCCUGGCCAGGCAUGCCGAAGCCCGUCCGUUGGGCCCUCGUCAACGUCGCCGGCGCCGUCCACGGCGGCUGGUGGAGGUUCGCAAGCUGCAACGGCCACGGGAGGCCCCGACAGCUGUAUGCCACGCCCGUGGACGACGAGGCCGAGGCCAAGAACGCGGAGCUGUGA
Drechmeria coniospora is the source of this 906-nucleotide messenger RNA. RefSeq lists its product as uncharacterized. The record is from RefSeq and is a predicted model, not a curated record. Lineage: Eukaryota; Fungi; Ascomycota; Sordariomycetes; Hypocreales; Ophiocordycipitaceae. The coding region runs from base 1 to 906 and encodes 301 amino acids. The transcript is spliced from 3 exons.